Penicillium verhagenii is the source of this 4083-nucleotide messenger RNA. RefSeq names its product putative two-component osmosensing histidine kinase (Bos1) (gene tcsC). Gene Ontology annotation, biological process: phosphorelay signal transduction system; phosphorylation; cellular hyperosmotic response. Gene Ontology annotation, molecular function: phosphorelay sensor kinase activity. The record is from RefSeq and is a predicted model, not a curated record. The transcript has a single exon. The coding region runs from base 1 to 4083 and encodes 1360 amino acids. Gene Ontology annotation, cellular component: membrane. Lineage: Eukaryota; Fungi; Ascomycota; Eurotiomycetes; Eurotiales; Aspergillaceae.
AUGGCUGGCGCGGACGAGACCCUCGCGGCCGCGACGGCCGUGUUGCAGUCUUUGGCGAGAGAUGAGCCUACCGCCGGCUCUUCCUCGCCCCCUUUCAAUUUUGAAUUCCCCCCCACCAACGGCGCGAAAGGGUCAAAACUGCCCGGAGAACCCACCGCUGCAAAGGCCGCCUUCGAAACAGAGUUGGAGGCCUUGGUGCGUCGCGUGCAUCACCUGGAAUUCCAAGCUGUCAGUCAUCACAAGUUCCCCGACGACCCCCAGCAGGCCACACCGUCUGCUCUCGGAUCCAUCGAGAAGGACCCUGACUUUUUGUGGACCUUUGGGCUCGAUCGCUUGUCGUCCGGUCAAGGUUCUGACUCUUCUUAUUGCCUCACACAGCAGCAAAAACUGAAUCAACCCGAUCGGAGACAACGGACCCCCUCGGGCCCCGAGGAACAACCCCCCGGAGACCUUGACGACGACGAAACCGACGAUGAGGAUGAGAACGGGUCCGCGACCCGCGUAGUCCGGGAGGAGGAUAUCAGCAUUCUGCGCAACCACGUCCAGAAGCAGGCCGAGGAAAUCAGUUUCCAGAAGGACAUUAUCGCCCAAGUCCGAGAUGAGUUGCAAAAGCAGGAAGAGCACACCCGACGUGCACUCAUCAAGGUUGAGAACGAGGACGUCGUCCUUUUGGAACGAGAAUUACGCAAACACCAACAGGCCAACGAGGCUUUCCAAAAGGCCUUGAGAGAAAUCGGCGGCAUCAUCACCCAGGUCGCCAACGGUGACCUCUCGAUGAAGGUGCAGAUUCACCCCUUGGAAAUGGACCCCGAAAUCGCCACAUUCAAACGUACAAUCAACACGAUGAUGGAUCAACUACAGGUAUUUGGUAGCGAAGUGUCUCGUGUCGCCCGUGAGGUCGGCACGGAGGGAAUACUAGGUGGACAAGCUCAAAUCACUGGAGUUCAUGGAAUUUGGAAGGAACUCACUGAAAACGUGAACAUUAUGGCCAAAAACUUAACGGAUCAGGUGCGAGAAAUCGCUACUGUCACAACUGCUGUCGCUCACGGUGAUCUUUCCCAAAAGAUUGAGAGCCGUGCUCAGGGUGAAAUUCUUGAACUGCAACAAACGAUCAACACCAUGGUAGACCAACUUCGAACAUUUGCAACAGAGGUGACGCGAGUGGCGCGUGAUGUCGGUACAGAAGGUGUUCUAGGAGGUCAAGCUCAAAUUGAAGGUGUACAGGGAAUGUGGAACGAACUCACAGUCAACGUUAACGCCAUGGCCAACAAUCUCACCACGCAGGUGCGUGAUAUCGCAACAGUCACCAAGGCUGUCGCCAAGGGUGAUCUAACGCAGAAAGUGCAAGCCAACUGCCGUGGAGAAAUAGCUGAACUUAAGGAUAUUAUCAAUUCCAUGGUGGACCAGCUUCGACAAUUCGCCCAGGAAGUCACAAAGAUCGCCAAGGAAGUCGGUACUGAUGGUGUACUGGGAGGUCAGGCUACUGUGAAUGACGUCGAAGGCACAUGGAAGGAUCUCACAGAGAAUGUGAACCGAAUGGCCAACAACCUGACCACCCAAGUGCGUGAGAUUGCUGAUGUCACUACAGCAGUCGCCAAGGGUGAUUUGACGAAGAAGGUCACGGCCAACGUACAAGGUGAAAUACUCGAUCUCAAGAGUACAAUCAACGGCAUGGUGGAUCGUCUUAACACGUUUGCCUUCGAGGUCAGCAAGGUCGCACGCGAAGUCGGUACCGAUGGAACUCUCGGUGGUCAAGCCAAGGUGGAUAAUGUGGAAGGAAAAUGGAAGGAUCUCACCGAUAACGUCAACACCAUGGCGCAAAAUUUGACAUCACAAGUGAGAAGUAUCUCGGACGUUACGCAAGCUAUCGCCAAGGGUGACCUUAGCAAGAAGAUUGAAGUCCACGCACAAGGAGAGAUUCUCACCUUGAAGGUGACCAUCAAUCACAUGGUGGGUCGACUAGCCAAGUUCGCCACAGAGCUCAAGAAGGUCGCCCGUGAUGUCGGUGUUGAUGGAAAGAUGGGUGGACAAGCCAACGUGGAGGGAAUUGCCGGAACAUGGAAGGAAAUCACAGAGGAUGUGAACACCAUGGCCGAGAAUCUUACGUCCCAAGUGCGUGCCUUUGGCGAAAUUACGGAUGCUGCAACCGACGGUGACUUUACCAAACUUAUCACUGUCAACGCCUCUGGAGAAAUGGACGAGCUUAAGAGAAAGAUCAACAAAAUGGUGUCCAAUCUCCGCGACAGUAUUCAGCGAAAUACUGCAGCCAGGGAGGCUGCUGAACUUGCCAAUCGCACCAAAUCCGAGUUCCUGGCCAACAUGUCCCACGAGAUCCGUACUCCCAUGAACGGUAUCAUUGGAAUGACUCAGUUGACCCUGGAUACCGAUGACCUGAAACCUUACACUCGUGAAAUGUUGAAUGUGGUGCACAAUUUGGCCAACAGUUUGCUUACCAUCAUCGAUGAUAUACUUGAUAUCUCGAAGAUCGAAGCGAACCGGAUGGUCAUUGAAAGCAUUCCUUUCACAGUCCGUGGCACUGUAUUCAACGCCCUGAAGACCUUGGCUGUCAAGGCGAACGAGAAGUUCCUCAGUUUGACUUACCAAGUUGACAACACUGUGCCGGAUUAUGUGAUCGGUGACCCAUUCCGUCUACGCCAGAUUAUUUUGAACUUGGUUGGUAACGCCAUCAAGUUCACAGAGCAUGGAGAGGUCAAGCUCACCAUUCGGAAAUCCGACCGCGAGCAAUGCACGACCAAUGAGUAUGCCUUUGAGUUUUCCGUCUCCGACACUGGUAUCGGUAUCGAGGAGGACAAACUUGAUUUGAUCUUUGACACUUUCCAACAAGCUGAUGGUUCAACAACACGUCGCUUCGGUGGUACUGGUCUUGGCCUGUCUAUCUCCAAACGUCUUGUCAACCUGAUGGGAGGUGAUGUGUGGGUCACUUCUGAAUAUGGACAUGGCAGUACCUUCCACUUCACUUGUGUCGUCAAGCUCGCUGAUCAAUCCAUCAAUGUCAUUGCGUCACAGCUUCUACCCUACCGGAACCACCGCGUUCUGUUCAUUGAUAAGGGUCAGAACGGCACACAGGCUUCUAAUGUCAUGAAGAUGCUCAAGCAAAUCGAGCUAGAGCCAUUAGUUGUGCGCAACGAAGAGCAUGUUCCACCUCCGGAGAUUCAAGAUCCGUCUGGGAAAGAAUCUGGUCACGCGUAUGACGUUAUCAUUGUGGACUCUGUCGAUACGGCUCGCAUACUGCGGACGUUCGAUGAAUUCAAAUACAUUCCGAUCGUCUUGGUUUGUCCUUUGGUCUGCGUCAGCUUGAAGUCUGCUCUAGAUCUUGGUAUCAGUUCAUAUAUGACUACGCCUUGCCAGCCCAUUGAUCUUGGCAAUGGUAUGCUCCCGGCUCUGGAAGGUCGAUCAACACCCAUCACCACAGACAACUCUCGCUCCUUCGACAUUCUCCUCGCCGAGGACAAUGACGUGAACCAGCAACUGGCUGUGAAGAUACUCCAGAAGCACAAUCACAAUGUCUUCGUCGUCGGCAAUGGUUUGGAGGCCGUUGAGGCUGUCAAGAAACGUCGCUACGAUGUCAUUCUCAUGGACGUGCAGAUGCCGGUCAUGGGUGGUUUCGAGGCCACGGGCAAGAUUCGCGAAUAUGAACGUGAGAGUGGACUCCAGCGAACACCGAUCAUUGCACUGACGGCCCACGCCAUGUUGGGUGAUCGUGAGAAGUGUAUCCAGGCGCAGAUGGACGAGUAUUUGUCCAAGCCACUCAAGCAAAACCAGAUGAUGCAGACCAUCCUCAAGUGUGCUACGCUCGGUGGCUCACUACUGGAGAAGAGCAAAGAGUCUCGGAUCUCCAGCAGCGGGGAAAUGCAUCCUAUCCACUCCUCUGUUCCGGACAAUCAGAAUCAGCAGCAACAACAGCAACGAUCACAAAAGAUGCAACCAUUGCCAACACCUCCACGACCUGGUAAUGAAAACCGGGCAAUCACUACCUCCGGCCCCAUCGCACGGGGGAGUGCUGUCAGCCCAGGUCCUGUCGAGGACAAUGAUGUAGAGAUGAUCGAUGAUCGGGUACGUUGA